Diachasma alloeum is the source of this 2369-nucleotide messenger RNA. RefSeq names its product prohormone-2. The record is from RefSeq and is a predicted model, not a curated record. Bases 145 to 1278 code for a protein of 377 amino acids. The transcript is spliced from 8 exons. NCBI's taxonomy places the organism in Eukaryota, Metazoa, Arthropoda, Insecta, Hymenoptera, Braconidae.
UUCGGAGUGAGGUGUUGGCUCACUUCUAGAUUGUCCGCUGCGGAGGAAGGACUCCCGUUCUAUUACUCCAGAGGAGGACUCGACAAUACAACUGUAAACCGGAGGGGAAAAGUUAUUGCCACUUGAGUUGAAAGCACAAACAAGAUGUUUUUCAAUUGGGCGCAAAUUCUCGCCCUCGUACUAGCGAUAGUGCAUGUAGAUUCGGUGCCAACUGGAUUAAUCCAGGAUGCAUCUAAAGCCGAUCAAGUAAUGCGGCCCAAAGCGAAGAGAGCGCAAGAGGUCCUCAUGUUCGGUAAUCAACAGAAUCGACGAACUGAAAAUUCAGCUGCCUCCAAUGUAUUCGUCCCAACUGCGGAGAAACGCACCCUUGGAACAUCGGGGCUCGAGGACGUGAAAGCUGCGCUGGCGGAGGACCAGACUUUUAGUCAUGGUAAACAGCCCAGUGUGUCGAUUUUUGAUGGUGAACGGCUUCCACCGUCCGAGAAGAAUUAUGACUAUGGUAAAGUCAUGAUGAAUGAAGUUGGUGACGAUCUGCCAAGAAACUGGGACAUGCCACCGUACGCAAGGUACUUUGGCCUCGACGAGGAUCGUCGUAAGAGAUCAGAAUCCAAGAAUACCGGUGCCUCAACGUCUGGCCCACUAUCACGUCCAACAACGGUGUCACCAUCAUCCACCGCUGCAUCACCUCUGCCGAUUGCUCAGAGCUCCCCGCGUUCAUUCGCCCAGGCCAAACGAAGUCUGCCUUUGUAUCAGGAGUCCAGGUAUAAACGUGCCUUAGAUCGCGAGGAUCUGCUGGCGCUUCUCUCUCUCUGGGAAAAUGGACCAAGAGCGAGAAAUUGGAGGGGCUAUGGAAACGACGAGUACGAGAAUAUCGAGGACGAUGGCAAUCUUAUGGGAUUGGAGGACGAGGAUCCAAGAGGUGGAUGGCUGGAGGGACCUGUUUAUGCGCCCCAUCGCUUCAAUAUUGCGCCGGAAAUUUCUUCAUCUGACAUUGGAAUUCCUCGAACACACCCUGUGAAUUCUUACGAACAAUAUGGCAAUCAGUAUGCACCGGCUUAUGAUAAUUCGCCGUAUGAAACAACGCAGUAUCGUUCUCUGUAUCCUCACAACAGUUAUUAUCCACCAGAGAAGCGUUUCAUGGUGUCACGGAAGCGAUCACAACAGGGGUACGAUACAUACAGCGGUCGUAAUCUCAACGACAUUGUCAAUUUCUCACAGAUGAUGAAUUCGCAGCCUCAUCAGGGAUAUCCCAAUCUACCCCAGCGUUUAUUGUAUUAAUUCUGUUGGUGGAUGAUAAUGUGGAUUAUGGUGAAUGUUGAGGACUAUCUGGUAUUUUAAUUCGAUAUUUUCAUCUUCUUAUAUUUCAUUCCUCUUAAUAUUCAUUGAAAUUGAAUUGUAAUUAAAAAAUUUUGCUACUCGUUUAGAAUUGGGAGUUGAAUUUUUCGUAUUCCCUUUCACAUAGAUAGAUAAUGAGUAAUACAAUUUGGGAAAUUUGUGACCAUACCAGUUAGUCCCAUAAGGAUGUGUGGAUGAGUUGCAGGAAAUAUGAGGGUACGAAGGAAUAUUUUGCAAUGGAAGAAUAGUUAUAGCUUUCAACUUUUCAUUCUUUUGUCUGAUUGGUUUAUCAGUGGUGAGCUUUGUAAUGUCAGUGAUUCUCUAGCCUACCAUUGGCAUAUAACUAAGAAAGUAACAGAUAGAUCUCGUAUUUGGAAUUUAUCAAAAACUACAUACUGAGGAAUAAUGGGAAAUAUGUAAAACUCUACAACCGUGUCUACUUCCUGCUUUUAGAAGAUGUAAGACGGAACUCGCUCAGUAUUUUUUUUUUAUUACAUAGGGAAAUAAUCAUGAGAACGUUUGUCUGACUGUCAAUUACGUGUGAUAAUGAUUUAGCCAAAGUAACAAAAUCACAGUGACUCUGUAAGAAUUCAUGAAUUUUCUUCACAUCUCAGACAUUUGCAAUUCUGAAGUAUCUUUUAAAAUGCAAUUUCUUCCUUCAAAUCAGGGAUGAGCUUGUAGGAUUUAUAAGUCCCGUGCAAAUAGUCGGCUAGCUCCACUAUAUUAACUUGAUGAAAUCAGUGAGAACAGCACCGAGUGAUCAAAGACUGUUUACCGACGGCAUAUGCACAACAAUAAUGGGUUCUCGGGGGUUUUUCGCCCUGAGAAAAUUCCUCCCAUGAAUUCGUAGGUAUGUCACACAUGCACGGACUCAAUCUCCCAAAACAAAACAUUUCAAAACUCAAAAUUUUCAACGUACUUUCUUUGCAUAAUUCAAGCCAAGUUCUUAUGCAUACAAUUAAUCCAGUAGUGAAGCGGUAAACCGAGAUAAGUCGAUUUUGACUAUUAGCCAGUUUUUGCUGAAUAUCUCGGAA